CCAGUGGCCUCUGUGCUAACGUAAACAGAGCUUAUACAGAGAUAAUGACAUUCACAAUGCAGAACUUUUGUACUGAUGGAGAUAUGGAGAUUUCCACACUAGAGUUUAACAAUAAAGUGGGGGUGGGGGUGGGGGCAGCACUCCAAUGACUGGAGCUGAGCCCUUUGUAAACCAGCCCCUGGAUGUGCUCACAUCAUGAGAAAAUGUUCAGAUUUUUAUUUCUUAAGAAAACUUCAAAACUAAAUAAAAUUGUCCCCUUAAUUUAUCAUGUUAAAAGGGCAGGAAACUGUUAUGUAUAGACUAUAGGACAUUACUACAUGAUGGCAAGUUAUGACUGUUCGAAGACUAUAAGCUGUCUGAAUAAAUGAGCUUUUUUUCCCCCAAUCAAAAUAGUGUGGCUUAUCUAAAAAAAACUUACGAUGAAAUAAAUAUGGGGUUAUUGUGGGAGGGGCUGGCUUUUGGACCAUGGAAAAGAUUUGACUAGACAAAGUGUUGCAUUUCUGUACAACAGUGGUGCAUGAAUGACAGACCAAAAAUACUGCCUUAAAGGUGACCUUGUAAGGAUAAGAAAAUGACUAUGUACUGCUGGAUCUUUGUGUGCUUAUAACAGAUUUGAAUUCGGAUUUCCUGUUGUUAGAAAUUUUAUAAAAUGGAUGCCUUAGUCUUAAUUUUUCCAAAGAGAUGGUGCAUAUAUGUGAGGGUAAGUACCUGCAUAGGGAAGAGCAUGUGAGAGCUGGGUAUUUUCCUCAGGAGCAGAGAAGGGUUGAUACCGGAAUUCCACAGCUGUAAUAGAUGCUUCUUUGUUUACUAUUUAGACUUCUUACAUUCUUAGAGUUUAUUCCAAGUUUUCUUCCAAUUUUGCAGCUUCUUUUUUUCAGUCCCAAAGAAGAGGGUAGUCUUAUAUACUGCAUUCCAUUAAAACUUGCUGCAAUAACAAAAUACAUAUAUAUAUUGUCCAGGAUGCAAUAGCUUUCGGUUUAACAUUUGAAAAUAUGAAGUGUUGCCUACUGUGCAUUGUGCUUUGAUGAAGUGAAAGUAAGAACCGGUCCUGUUGUAUGUACUGACAAGAGGAGGUUUAAUCCAACUUGCCUGCAGUUAGCUUUUGACUUACUAGUGUAAAACAUAUGUCUGCUCUAAUUCCAGUAGGAAACUGCAACACUUUCUUAGUUAUCACAGGGUAUAGGCCUCUCAUUUAACAGUAAUUACUACAAAUGUUUGUAUGUAGGAUUUCCAGUGAGAACAUUCAAAUGGAUCUUUUCAGCUGGCGUUCUAGGAUCCUCGAGGUUCUUGAUCUCCAGAAAGAUCCAGUGAAUUUAUGGCUUCUUUAGAUGCUGGCAUUGCAGCAUAUAUGCCUUGUGCAAAAUUAUUACUCUAGAUUAUGUCACUUGAAGAAUUAGAUAUGUUGCUUAUGGCUAUGAAGAGAACACAGGCUGCCUGGGAUAAUGCAUCAGUUCAUACCGGUUGCAAGCUGAGAUAAGUCAUUCUUCAGGGUCUGUUAGGAACAACUAGCUCACAGCUGCUCCUGAAAGCAUCAGGUUUUGAAACAAUCUAAGAAAUGGUUGUUUGACUCUUCUGUAAUCUCAGUCUGGUAUGGAUCUGUAUUAUAACAGAAUAAACCAGAGCUUUAAGUAUUAGUACCUGAUGUCAGAAUGUGUUAGCAUUUUGAAGAAUUUGGAAAUUCAGGCAGAAGAUCAUGGACCUCUGUAGGCAAUGCUGCUUAACUUGUCAUAGAUUCUGCUGUUGCUGCCUUAGACUUUUUUUGUGUCUUUGUGCAUGUUCCAGUGUUUCUAAAGGAGUGUCAUUUCCACUUAAGGUAGAGUUGCACAUCUUUUUCCUAAGCAGCCUUUCGGUAGUUCAGCACAGCCUGCUGUAAGCCAGAUAGAACUGUUGGUGUGCUUCUGCGAUCAGUUGGAUUGGUGUCUGAUCUUGUUGGGAAAUUAUUUUUCAGAUUGGGCAGCCCUACAAUCUGGGUCAGUGCCUAAACGUUUCUUCCAGAAGAGCAAAGGAGUUGUUCCUUCAAACAAGUGGUGAGGGAGGGAGAAAAGAGGGAGCACUUAACUGCUUAAGUAGUACAGUGUCAGAUGUCUACUACAGCCUUACUCAUCUGAGGCACAGAGAAGCGAUAGUGGUUACGGUAAAGAGUGCUUCAGUGGUUAUGACAGUGGGAACCAAAUUCUUUUUGUCACUUCCUUUUGGGAACUUAAACAGAGAUGCCAGAUGAAGCCUGUUGAAGGCCUUUCUUAAACCUUUCCAUGUCUAAAUGGACUCCUGAAUGUAAUAUAGUUUAUACUCUAAAAGCGGAUAUGAAGAGUGAAGUUCCUUCUGAUGCACCAAAGAGACAGGAGAGUCUGAAGGGGAUCCUCUUGAACCCUGAGCCUAUUGGGGCAGCCAAAAGCUUCACUGCAGAAGUUGAGAUGAUUGCCAGUAAAGUAGGGAAUGAGUUCUCUCACUUAUGUGGUGAUUCUCAGAAGCAAAAGGACAUGAAUGGCAACCGUACAGACCAAGACAAAAGUAUUGUGGUGCGAAAAAAACGCAAGAGCCAGCAGGCUGGUCCUUCAUAUACUCAAAAUUGUCCUGAUAAAGAAAAUCAAGGAAUCUUAGGAUUAAGACAGCAUCUAGAAACACAGAGUGAAGACAAUGAUUCUUCUUUUAGUGACUGUAUCUCUUCACCUUCAUCUAGCUUACAUUUUGGAGACUCUGACACAGUAACAUCUGAUGAAGAAAAAGAUGCUCCUGUAAGACACCCUCAGGCAGUGUUGAAUACUACAAGUAGAACUCAUAGUGCAAGGUCACAGAAGUGGCCACGGACUGAGGCAGACUCUGUACCUGGGUUACUAAUGAAAAGGCCCUGUUUUCACAGCAGUUCUUUAAGAAGGCUUCCAUAUAGGAAGAGAUUUGUGAAAACAAGUUCAUCACAGCGGACACAGAACCAAAAAGAACGAAUUUUAAUGCAGAGGAAAAAGCGGGAAGUAUUAGCUCGAAGGAAGUAUGCUUUACUACCCAGCUCUAGCAGUUCCAGUGAGAACGAUCUCAGUAGUGAAUCCUCUUCCAGUUCUUCUACUGAAGGGGAGGAAGACUUAUUUGUGUCACCUAGUGAAAACCACCAGAAUAGUACAGCUGUUCCUUCAGGAGGUAUCGAUGAAGAUGUUGUGGUGAUUGAAGCAUCCUCCACUCCCCAGGUCACUGCUAAUGAAGAAAUAAAUGUUACCUCAACAGACAGUGAAGUGGAGAUUGUCACAGUUGGUGAAAGCUACAGGUCUCGUUCAACACUUGGGCACACAAGAUCACACUGGGGACAAAGUUCUAGUUCUCAUGCUGCGCGACCUCAAGAACAGCGGAACCGCAGCAGGAUUUCCACGGUCAUACAGCCCCUGAGACAGAAUGCUGCAGAAGUAGUGGACCUUACAGUGGAUGAAGAUGAGCCAACAGUUGUGCCAACCACAUCAGCUAGAGUGGAGCCGCAGGUUGUGAGUUCUGCUUCCAGUAACAGUUCUAGUACGUCUACCUCAGAGCAGGCCUCUGAUGCAGCUCCGAACGUCUCCAACGGCCAGCCCUCUGCAGCACCAGAGACGACUUCUAGUCUUCCCAGUGGCGGCACUGCUGGUCCUUCAGCUGGAGAUGAUGUAAGAAGAACUGCAUCUAAUACAACACUGGAAACUGGCCCUCCGGCCAUGCCAAGGUUACCGUCGUGCUGCCCUCAGCAUUCUCCUUGUGGAGGACCUUCACAGACUCAUCAUGCAUUGGGGCACCCGCAUACAAGCUGCUUUCAGCAGCAUGGCCACCACUUUCAACAUCACCACCACCACCACCACAACCCUCACCCAGCUGUUCCGCUGUCUCCUUCAUUCAGUGACUCCAGCUGCCCUGUUGAGAGGCCUCCUCCAGUGCCGGCACCUUGUGGAGCAAGCAGCAGUUCUGGCACCAGUUACCAUGACCAGCAGGCAUUGCCGGUAGACUUAAGCAGCAGUGGUAUAAGAAGUCAUGGAAGUGGUGCUUUUCAUGGAACAUCUGCUUUUGACCCCUGCUGUCCUGGUUCUUCAUCUCGAACUGCAAUUUAUGGGCAUCAGGCUGGUGCUGGCCCAAGCCAGUCCAUAACAAUAGAUGGGUAUGGAUCAAGUAUGGUUGCACAGCCACAGCCCCAGCCUCCUCCUCAGGCAUCGCUCUCUUCCUGUCGGCAUUAUAUGCAUUCUCCUUAUGCUUCUUUGACCAGACCUCUCCAUCAUCAAGCUUCUGCAUGUCCUCACUCUCAUGGAAAUCCUCCUCCACAGCCACAGCCUCCACCUCAAGUAGAUUAUGUUAUCCCUCAUCCAGUGCAUCCCUUCCAUCCUUCAAUCUCCUCUCAUGCAUCUUCUCAUCCUGUGCCACCUCCACCUCCACCACCAACUCAUCCUUUAGCCAAUGCAGCUGCUCCAAUACCACAGCAUCUUCCUGCAACACACCAGCCUAUAUCCCAUCACAUCCCUGCAACAGCACCUCCAGCACAGAGGCUACAUCCUCAUGAAGUGAUCCAGAGGAUGGAGGUCCAGAGAAGAAGAAUGAUGCAACACCCAACACGUGCUCAUGAGAGGCCUCCUCCGCACCCUCACAGAAUGCAUCCCAAUUAUGGUCAUGGGCAUCACAUUCAUGUGCCUCAGACAAUGUCUUCCCAUCCUCGACAAGCCCCAGAGAGAUCUGCCUGGGAACUGGGAAUUGAAGCUGGUGUGACUGCAGCUACUUACCCUCCAGGGCCCUUGCAUCCUCACUUGGCCCACUACCAUGCACCUCCUCGACUUCAUCACUUGCAAAUAGGAGCUCUUCCUCUAAUGGUACCAGACAUGGCGGGCUACCCUCACAUCCGUUACAUUUCAUCGGGAUUGGAUGGAACAUCAUUCAGAGGCCCUUUCAGGGGCAAUUUUGAGGAGCUGAUUCACUUGGAGGAACGAUUAGGCAAUGUUAAUCGUGGAGCAACACAGGGAACUAUAGAAAGAUGCACAUAUCCACAUAAAUACAAAAAGGUAACAACUGAUUGGUUCUCACAGAGGAAACUGCACUGCAAACAAGAUGGGGAGGAAGGAACAGAAGAAGACACAGAGGAAAAGUGUACCAUCUGUUUGUCUAUAUUGGAGGAAGGUGAAGAUGUCAGGCGCCUUCCAUGUAUGCACCUUUUCCACCAGGUAUGUGUAGAUCAGUGGUUGAUUACUAACAAGAAGUGCCCCAUUUGCAGAGUGGACAUUGAGGCUCAACUGCCUAGUGAAAGUUGACACCGCUUUCCAAAACUCUUGUCCUCCCUCUCGCUCCCUCUCGUCCUUCCUGGUACUGCAGUCAACCAAAGAUGGCAUGACUUACCUGCGCAGAUUUGGAAGCAUUGAACCUAGAGUGCUGGCUCUGCUAUAUGGUACAACUAAUGCUAGACCUACAGUUUAUGUAGAAGACAGUUGAGUUUCAGUGUAUUUAUAAAACUUUUUUUUUUUUAGGUUUUACAUUUUUUCUUUUAAUUCAUUACUGUAUUUUUGCAUGGUUCCUUGUAUUGCAUUUGUUUGCACAUAUUAUGGGCUUUGUGACCCCAAACUUGCAGGCAAGAUUAGCUGCUUUAGUAAGUAGAAUUGUGUGGUCUUUUUUUUUUUUUUCUUUUUUUUUUUUGUUUGUUUGUUUUACGUAGUAUCAAGCUUUGAAAGUAUGAUUUCACUCAUUACUAACCUCGGAUUCCUUAAUUUAAUCGAUCAUAUAUUUUUAGUUUAAAUGUAUAAAGAUCAUCUAGAAAAGGAUAAUAUUAUGUAUUGAGACAUUCCUUAAUUAGGAAAAAAUGGCUGCUGUAUAUUUACAAUAUCAGUUCUGAGUCAAAUAACAUCCUUAAUACUGGGAACAGAAUAUGAACUAUAUUCAGUUUGACCGAUACGUAUAGCAUACUCAUCACCAGAGUUUUUGUCUGAUAGGAUUUUUGUGUUCAUUUUUAAAAUUUCAGCACAAUGCAGAUAUAUUUGAAUGUCAAUAUUAAAACAUUUAGACUGCUGUUCAGAUUGUAUUUAUCAUUUUCUUCCUAUGUCUAGAAAUUUGAAUCCCUAACUUAAAUAUUUUGCUGCUGUGAAACAGCUCUAGUGAACACUAAAUGUUGAUUUCAGUUAGCUGGAUUUUAGAUACUUGCAGAUUGAAAGAAUUAUUAGGGAAAUGGAGAAAGAGCUUAGAAUCUGUUUGGUCUUCUGCUAACUUAAGUUGAAAUAUCUGCGCACAUUGAAGGGUUUUGGGGGGGUUGGGGUUUUUUUUUGUUUGGCUUUUUUUUUUUUUUUAAUAUAAAACCAUUCAAUAAGGACUUAGAGCUGCAGGGGUUUUGUUUUUUUCUGUUUUUUUGGUGGGGUUGGGGUUUUUUUUGGCAGGUAUACAUGCAUUCAUAGAACUUUUAAGGAUUCCAGGCUUGUCUUGGGAUUUUUAUUAGUUUUAAAGUUAAUAAAGUUAGCUAAAUCCACUUGUCUCUUGUUUUAUUUUUCAUUAGUAAAUUGAAAGCCUGUAAAUUUCUGUAGAAACUAGACACAAAUUAUGUGGUUACCUAGUUUUUGCCUUGAUCAUAGAUACCCUCUUUAUAAAUUACCAACAGUCCAUCACUGAUUGAAAUAUUUUCUAUAGUUAAGAUUUGCUGCAUAAUAUAGUAUAUAGAAUUAAGUUAUAAUGUACUAACAUUUCGCCUUUGGAGGAGGUUUUAAUCCACAUCAGGAUUCAAGUUGCUCAUCAACAUUCUUUCACAUAUAGAAUAGUUUAUAGUUUAUUUAUAUGUGCUCAACAUUGCAAAAUGCAAAUGUGCAAAAACAUUGAGACAGUAUUACUGUCGCUUUGGAAAAGAUGUUCCUCGGGGAUCAUAUACAAACAUGUCAAUAAGCUUGCAUUAAGCCACCUGCUUUGUAAGUGGAUUGAAUAAUAAAUACCUUCAGUUUCUCUUGUCUUUGUCUUUCAUAUUCAGAUUAAGUGUAAAAUGGUUUACAGUAAACCUAGAAGAUUAACUGUUAUGUUUACACAAAAAAAGUGACCCAUUUAUAAAUAUUACCUUAUCUAAUUUGAUGCCUGUUUUUGUCUGGUUAAAGCUGCUUCCUUUUUUUUUUCUUUUUUUUUUUUUUUCCCCCUAAUCUGUUAGGAGUAGCAUUUGCCAGUGCAGUGUCUAUUGCUGGCAGCAAAUUUAACACCUCUGGCACUGAGGGUUUAAGUGGAGAGAGGUUUUAUUCCAGCAUGUGUGAUAAAUGGACGUUGUCAAGCUUAAUUGCAUUGCUUAAAACUGAACUGAAAACCACUUUGUGCUUGUACGAUGGGGGAUAUGGGAGAGAAGCAACAUGUGAUUUGACUGCUUCAAAACCUGACAUGGUUUUAUGGUAAAGCUUCUUGAACAUUUGGCUGUAGGAAACUUAAAAGUGAGUAUGAAGUUGAAGCUGCAUUGGUAAAAAUGAAUAAACAUAACUGGAAGGACUGAACAGACACUUUGUGUUUGUCAGUGACUGUUGAAAAGGAGGGAUGUUAGUUGACCAUUGAUGCUUGAAGUCUGAUGAUACUCACUUGCAAAAGUUUCCAAGAAGGUACUUGAGAGUUAUGGGACAAAAGAAACCCCGAAACAAAACAAACAAAAAAACAACCAACAAAUGGGGCCUCUGAAAUAAUUGAGACCCUGGGUAUGUGGUAGAAUCUAUUUUGACUUUCUUACAGGACAAAGAAGCACAGGUUUGGGGGAACUAUUUAUUAUUUUUUUUUAAUUUUACCUUUUUAGGAAAUCUUGUAUGCACCUGAUUUGGGUGCCUGGUACUAGAGGUAUUUUAGUGGUCCAUGGAUUGACUUGUUUUAUAACUGCUACUGAUAUUGUCUUGCUUUUAAAUGUAUGCAUAUCAUUGUAAUGUGAUGUUGAACACUUACGUAUUUUCCAGGAAUCGCAGUGUUCUGAUCUUACGUGCUAUUGCAGGGGCUAAUAAAGCUGCAGCCUACUUCUGUUCCAGAAAGUUGUGGCUUAACCAUAAUUUAAGGGAAGGAAAAAGAAUAGGCUUUUGAUUUGGAGAAUUUCCACCACUUACUGUGCUUUAUAUGCUUAGAUGCAUUGCCUUAAGUUUUCUGCGGCAUCUUUGACUUUGAAGAUUCUCAACAGUAUGCAUCAAAUUACUUUUCAUAUAAAAUUCCAUUGUCAAGAAAUCCUUUUGUAUGCAAUAAAUAAAACGUUAGACUGGUA
Messenger RNA from Falco peregrinus (peregrine falcon), 8170 nucleotides. RefSeq names its product ring finger protein 111 (gene RNF111). Gene Ontology annotation, cellular component: cytoplasm; nucleus. Bases 2253 to 5240 code for a protein of 995 amino acids. The record is from RefSeq and is a predicted model, not a curated record. Gene Ontology annotation, biological process: positive regulation of DNA-templated transcription; positive regulation of transforming growth factor beta receptor signaling pathway; ubiquitin-dependent protein catabolic process. Lineage: Eukaryota; Metazoa; Chordata; Aves; Falconiformes; Falconidae. Gene Ontology annotation, molecular function: SMAD binding; ubiquitin protein ligase activity; SUMO polymer binding. The transcript has 14 exons.